This is a messenger RNA of Mauremys reevesii (Reeves's turtle), 3482 nucleotides long. It is a transcript of the gene CNNM3, whose product is annotated as cyclin and CBS domain divalent metal cation transport mediator 3. Gene Ontology annotation, cellular component: plasma membrane. NCBI's taxonomy places the organism in Eukaryota, Metazoa, Chordata, Testudines, Geoemydidae. The transcript is spliced from 9 exons. Gene Ontology annotation, molecular function: transmembrane transporter activity. The record is from RefSeq and is a predicted model, not a curated record. The coding region runs from base 592 to 2091 and encodes 499 amino acids. Gene Ontology annotation, biological process: magnesium ion homeostasis; transport.
UGCGCCUCUACGGCACCGGCCUCAGCAACCACAGCUGGGCCUGGGUGGCCUUCGCGCCCGCGGGGGGGCCCUGCCCGGCCCGGGGGGGGGCCCCCUCCGCCGCCCCGCCCGCCGACGCGCUGCAGGUGCUGCCCGACAACAGCCCCGGCGGGAGCACGCGGUGCUGGUGCGCGUGGCCGUGUCCCCGCCGGGCCCCGCGGCCGGUACCAGCUCUGCAGCCGCCUGGGGCCCGGGCAGCCCUGGGGCCCGGCCGCCCCGGGCGACGCUGUCAUCGUGGACGAGGACGAGGGCGGGGGCGGGCGAGCGGCGGCCGUGGCCCUGCCGCCCCCCUUGGCCCCCUGGCUGCUGGGCACGCUGGUGGCCCUGCUGCUGGCCCUGUCCUCCCUGCUGCGGGUCCUGCAGCUCAGCACCCUGUGGCUGGACCCCGUGGAGCUGUACGUGCUGCGGGACUGCGGCUCGGAGGCGGAGCGCAAGGCCUGCAAAGCCCUGGAGCUGGUGAGGCAGCGGGGCACCUUUGCCCUCUGCUCCCUGCUGCUGCUGAGCUCGCUGGCCAACGCCGCCCUGGCCGUGCUGUUCUACUGGGCCGUGCGCAUGGUGGCACCUGCUGUCCUGGCCGUGGCCGGCUUGGUCUUUCUGCUGGCUGAGGUGCUGCCCUUCGCCGUCAGCUCGCGCUGGGGGCUGGCGCUGGCUCCCCGCGGGCUCUGGCUGACCCAGCUCUGUAUGCUGCUCACCUUCCCCGUCUCGCUGCCGCUCAGCAAGCUGCUGGAGCUGGCCCUGCAGCACGACGCCAGCACCUGCCUCCUGCGGGAGAAGAUCGUGGACAUGGUGCGCAACAGCGACCCGUACAACGAGUUCGUGCGCGAGGAGUUCAGCAAGGGUGCCCUGCGCAACAAGACGGUGGAGGACGUGCUGACGCCGCUGGACAAGUGCUUCAUGCUCAACGCCAACGCUGUGCUGGACUUCAAAAGCAUGUCCAUGAUCAUGCAGAGCGGCUACACCCGCAUCCCCGUCUACGAGGAGGAGCGCACCAACCUGGUGGACAUGCUCUACGUCAAGGACCUGGCGCUGGUGGACCCGGACGACUGCGUGCCGCUCAGCACCAUCAGCAAGUUCUACAACCACCCCCUGCACUUCGUCUUCAACGACACUAAGCUGGACGCCGUCCUGGAGGAGUUUAAACGAGGCAAAUCGCACCUGGCCAUUGUGCAGAAGGUGAACAACGAGGGAGAGGGUGACCCCUUCUACGAGGCCAUCGGGCUGGUGACGUUAGAGGAUGUCAUCGAGGAGAUCAUCAGGUCGGAGAUCCUGGACGAGUCAGACGACUACAAGGAGAACAAGGUGCGGAAGAGGCCGGUCCCCAUGGGCACCCUGCUGGAGCACAGGAAGGAAGAUUUCUCCUUGUUCAAGGGCUCUGACAACGAGCACAAGGUGAAGAUCUCCCCGCAGCUCUUGCUGGCCACACAGCGCUUCCUAUCCCGAGAGGUGGAUCUGUUCAGCCCGGCCCGCAUCUCCGAGAAGGUCCUGCUGCACCUGCUGAAGCACCCCAGUGUCAACCAGGAAGUGAAAUUCAAUGAGAGCGACCGCCUGGCGCCCGAGCACUACCUGUACCAGCGCAACCAGCCCGUCAACUACUUUGUCCUGGUCCUGCAGGGCAGGGUGGAAGUGGAGAUCGGGAAGGAGGGGCUGAAAUUCGAGAAUGGAGCGUUCACGUACUACGGUGUCUCGGCGCUGAUGGCACCCUCCUCGGUUCACCAAUCGCCAGUGUCCACCCUGCGGCCGAACCGGCGUGAGCAACCGCUAGACUGCAGCGAGAGCACCUCCUAUUCCACCUACUGCCCCGACUACACCGUCCGGGCGCUCACCGACCUGCAGUUCAUCAAGGUGACCCGGCUGCAGUACUUCAACGCUCUCAUGGCUUCCAGGAUACAGCCGUCUCCCCAGUCGCCCGACAGCCUGGAGCUGAAGAUUGUCCCCAACAGCCAGACGAAGCUCCUGGACGACAGGAACACCGUGCCAGCAGCUGAGUGUCUCUCUUGCGCGCUCUGUCCAGCCACGCACUCUCUCUUGGGCACAGCUGAGCUCUGCAGUUGAUAGCGGGUUCUGCGGGAUCCAUGGGGUUACUGAUGGGCAGGAGGAAAAAGCAGCCAGCCCCUUGGGGAAGAGGAGCACACGGGCAUCUAACCCCUCCCCCGUGCAGGACCUGCUGACAGCAGCGUGGGAGCUGGCAUCAUCCUCCCGGCUGUCCUAGCUGCCUCGUGGCUGGGAGUCAGGCCCUGGGGACUUUUCUGACAGCAGCAGAAAUCUCAUGGGGCGGGAUGCCCCAGACGCCCUCUGCACACACCCCCCCGUGCUGCCUGAAGGGGCUGCCCCAAAGGAUGCCAGCCACUUGGACUCUGCUCCAGAGGAUCUCGCUGCAUCAGGACCAACUGCCAGGGCAGCCAGAGCUGGAUUCCAGUCCACAGGAGAACGACCCAAUUCCCCCCUCGGUGGCCAGAGCCCCAGGCAGCAUCAGCACCUGUGCUGACAAACCUCCAGGGACCAGCGCCCAGAUCAAACCAGACCCGCUGGGUGGGGGCUGCAGGAGAGCUCCCCGUGGUGGGGUUGUGGGCUGGUUCCUCCCAUAGGGUGCCCUCUGCGUGUGCCUGGACUAGGCAUUCCUCUCCUUGGUGUGUUCUCUGCCAGGCUGCCCUGGGCACCCUGGGCUGUCCCUCCUCUGCCAGGAUCAGCCUGGGCCAUUCCCCUGCACACGCCAAGCCAGCUCUGCUCCAGGAGCCAUGCUGGGAUGCCUCAGCCUGCCCUAGGGCAGAGCUGUGUGGCCAGUUACCUGUCUAGGCUUCCCUUCCCAUGGGGCGCUGGGUGUCACCCCAUCCCUGCCCUCCUGAACCAGGGCCCAUCACCACCAGCUCCUUCCAGCGGCUGCCAGCAGAGCGCCCAUAUGGCAGGCUGGGCUCUGCCCCUGCGCCCCUGGCUCUCUCUUCCCAAGGCACUGGGGGUGCUGCCCUUCCCUGGGCUCUGCAACCUGAGCCAGUCUUCACAAGUGGGCCUGGUGGGGCUGCCAUCAGUUAGCGGGGUUGAUUGCUGGGGGGCACAGUCCUUGCAGCCCUGUCCUCCCCUUCCCCCCAAGGAGGAGAGAUCACAGGGGCCCCGGGCACGCGGUGCCGCGAUUGCAGACUGCAUUGAGCAGCCCAGUGGACGGAGAUCCCCACCCCUCGGACACGUUGCCUGGCCGCAGGCCCUGGGGGGGCUAAAGGUCUGACAUGGACGCUGGGCAGGACACUUGCCUUGUUUGCUCCUCUCUACUCCUCGGGUUUUCAAAGCGCCAGAUGCUAGGCGGGAGAGCGGCGUCUGGCCCCAGAACAGCAGAGCCUGUUGAAAAGCCGGGGGCGUGCAGGUAAAGGAGUUGUAAUCUGCUCUGUCGUAUCCGCGCCUGUCUGUCCCUAUCCCAUGGCCUCCGCGCGGCGUGGGGAGGGGCCUGGGAUGGA